ACCCGCAGAGCGCCUCGUGCGGCUCUCACUUCCUUCGGCAGCUCCUCAGACUCUGAUCAGCGGCUUAGGGCGUCUGCCGCGUGCCAUGACGCAUCCGGAGAGCGCGCGCUCCAUCAGCAGCACCAACUCCAGCCUGCGCCGCGGACCACCGGAGCAGCCGCGAGGAUGAGGGCGGAGAGGAGCGCGUGAAGCUCUCUCUGCGCGCGCUUUGACUCUCAUGAAGAUGGAUUUAAAGGCGACUUACUGUUGCUGCUGUUUGUCCUGAGAAAGGCGGGGGCCUCAGAGGGCGAUGGGGGACCAACACCGGCGGACACGAACUCUAGGAGGUCUCGCGACCAAGUCGCGGGUCUCCAAGGAGACCAAGCUCCGGCUGCGCGUGAUCUUCCUGGACGACAGCGAGCGCACGUUCGAGGUGGAGCAAAACGUUUUAGGUGGAGACUUCUUCAACAAAGUUUGCGGUCAUCUUAAACUGCUGGAGAAGGAGUACUUCGGACUGGAGUUCAGACACCACAGUGGCCAUUACGUUUGGUUGGAACUUCUUAAGCCCCUAGUCAAACAGAUUAAAUACACCAAUGACUUAUUCUUUAGGUUUAUAGUCAAGUUCUUCCCACCAGACCCGGGGCAACUAAAGAGAGGCCUUACAAGGUAUCUUUUUGCCUUACAGAUAAAGCAGGACUUGUCUAACGGCAGUCUAACGUGCAACGACAACAGCGCCGCCCUGCUGGUAUCACACAUACUGCAGUCUGAGAUAGGGGACUAUGACGAGGAGCUGGACUAUCAGCACUUGGAGAUGAAGCACUAUGUCCCUAACCAGGAGUAUCUGGACCACAAAAUAAUCAAGCUUCACAAAAGACACAGAGGAGUCUCUCCAGCAGAAUCGGACGUCCAGCUGCUGGAGGUGGCGAGGAAGCUUGACAUGUACGGCAUCAGGCCUCACUCGGCCAGCGACGGCGAGGGAAUGAGGAUCAACCUGGCCGUCACACACUCCGGAGUGUUGGUCUUUCAGGGAAACACCAAAAUCAACACGUUCAGCUGGGCAAAGAUCCGCAAACUGAGCUUCAAACGCAAACAUUUCCUCAUUAAACUUUACGAUCAAGUUGGGGCAUCAUGCAAGGAUACUCUGGAGUUUGCCAUGGCGAGCCGCGACGUUUGUAAAUCGUUCUGGAAGAUGUGCGUGGAGUAUCACGCUUUCUUCAAGCUGGCCGAGGAACCGGAGCCCAUUCACAAAACGCUCCUCUCCUGCAAAGGCUCCAGGUUCAGAUACAGCGGGAGAACUCAGAAACAGCUGCUGGAAUGUAUGGGAUCAGGAGAUAAGAAGCCUUCACACUAUGAAAGGACCUACGGUCAGUCAGACUACGACCCCAGACAGUGUCGGUCGUCUCCCGAUCUCCUCACUGACGUUUCCAAAGAGUUAUACGAACAGACCCGCCCGCUUCCUCGGACCAGUCGUGCUCUGGCGGUUCACAGUCAGGAUGAGAUGGACGUACGCCGCCGAGGACUAAAUAACGCGGACCUCGGCGAAGGAGGGGCUAAGCGCAGCCAAUCGUCCAGCGAGGUCAAUCAACGACCACACUCCCUCGCUCAAGUCACCCCCCUCUCUCCGUGGCUCCACCAGUCGACCCCCUCGCCAAAGUUCAGAUCCUCAUCUGUGUCUUUGACGGAGGACGUGAGGGCGGGACGGAACGGGGCGCAGCGACAAGCCCAGAGGCUGGCGGGGGUCUAUGGCAAUCGCUCGAGACGCCGGCCCAACCCGCAGCCGCACCCAGACGCUGCUCAGCAGCUGGUUCUUCUCUACCCCAACAGCCCCGCCUACCAGUACCACCCUGUCCUCCCGUCUUUUCCAUUCGCCGCCCCCUCUCCUCUAAACCGACACCCCUACCUGUCAGAUUACGUCACCAUUUCCUCUCUGGAGCGCUUCCCCCAUGUAAGGAGGCAGGAGUACGUGCCAAUAGAUGGCCUUUCGCGACCCGCUUUCUACCCCUUAGCCCAUGAUUCGCCGUCCAUCUCACCCAUCAGGAGGAACUUUCGCCCCUGUGGUUCAGGGGGCUUGGGACUGGCAAGGGUCUACCAAACGGGAAGCAACGGAGGGAGGCUAUUGGGCGUUGGACACACAGAGGCGGGGCAUUACAGUGACGACUCCAGCUUCUUGCCUGGGCUACCUCGCCGUGUGGCCAGCCAACCAGAUGUGAAGUUCCAUCUAUCCAGGAGCGCAAACCCAGCCUUCAACCCCGCCUCUGAGUUUAGACCCCUCGGCUACUACCCUCACCUGACGAGGCCCUCCAGACCCACCUAUCUCCCGCUUAACUCCUCCCCUCUGCCUGACCGGCCUGCCUCCAUGUGCAUGAUCGGCGGCGCCGCCGGCAGCUACAGUGACUCCGACCCGGAGGUUUUCUACCCGUAUUACUGCCCACCUCGUCAGCUGGGCAAGGUGGUGGGGUCCGCCGGCUUGGCCAGGAUGCGGUUUUCCUCCGGAAGUCUUCAGCUGGACGAAGAGGACGAGGGGGAGGAGGAAGAGCAGGAGAGGACGGGCGUCGCUAGAACAGAGUCCAAGGUUGAACAGGACAAGAAGGAAACCAGCGAGGGAGGGAAGGCGAAAGGAGCGGCAAAGAUUACUCAAGUCACUCUAUGAAGGCUUUUUACUCUCUAAAGGUUGACGGUAAGAUCAGUCAACUCCCACAGGUUGCAUUUCAAAAGACGUCAACUGUGGGUCGUUAGGAGGACCAUAAAUGUUAUAAAAGCUUAGGUGGAUACAAAAUGCAUUGUUGCCUUGUUUUAAUGUUUCUUAGAAGUGACUGAUGUUUGGUAACUGUAUAAUUCAGUGAAGGCUGAUGACAAUUUUUUUUUCUUGUUUUCUUUGUUUACAUCAAUGUGAAUUACAACUGUGAUGAAUCUUGCUUCUAAGUGUGGUCUUUAA
Molecule: messenger RNA, 2914 nt
Organism: Fundulus heteroclitus (mummichog)
Lineage: Eukaryota; Metazoa; Chordata; Actinopteri; Cyprinodontiformes; Fundulidae
Product: FERM domain-containing protein 7-like
Exons: 12
Coding region: 290-2629 (779 amino acids)
Cellular component (GO): cytoskeleton
Molecular function (GO): cytoskeletal protein binding; guanyl-nucleotide exchange factor activity
Source: RefSeq, a predicted model, not a curated record